Molecule: messenger RNA, 3145 nt
Organism: Pisolithus orientalis
Lineage: Eukaryota; Fungi; Basidiomycota; Agaricomycetes; Boletales; Pisolithaceae
Exons: 7
Coding region: 417-2987 (856 amino acids)
Biological process (GO): regulation of transcription by RNA polymerase II
Molecular function (GO): RNA polymerase II cis-regulatory region sequence-specific DNA binding; DNA-binding transcription factor activity, RNA polymerase II-specific
Source: RefSeq, a predicted model, not a curated record
CAGUGAAGCAGAGUGAGGCGAUAAAGGGAACUGCAAGUCUGAAUAGGCAACUUCGGGGCCAAAAAAAGGAAGAAGAAAAAGAAAGAAGGAAAAAGAUAUCUUAUUACCGUCGGUUGCCUUGACCACGUACGACCGACGACCCGUCAUCAUAUCCCUGUACUACUUGACUGACACGCUCCCCCCUUCUCUUGUUUCUCCAAGACACCACUGGUCCCCAGCCAAGCAGCGAUCCGCUCCUCCUCCCCCUUUCCUUUCCUCUUCCUUUUCUUUUCUUCUUUCUCCUCUUUAUUAUCCUCGCUCGACCCUCGAACGCUCAUUCCCCCCGUCUCAGUCGGCUGGUCCGCCCUGUUGCGCCGAGUCGGUAUCGUCGUCGGCACUCCACCUUCAUUUCCCCUUCUCUUUGUUCCCGGGCGCGUAUGACGGCCGUCAGUGUCCCUCUGGACUACUUGCCACCCAACCACCCUCCUUCUCGUGCAAACUCUUUCGCUUCUUCCAGUUCUCGUCCUCAGUCCUCGCACGGUCUCCUCUCCCGGUUCCCAUCUGGGAUGUCCACCCCUGCUGAGGACCCUUACCGUCUCUCUUACAUAGGCACAGAUCAUAUCCGCCACACCCCCGCUUAUUCUCUCUCCCAUACUGACCUCUCACCAGGCCAAUCACCCCCAAACAGCAAUCUUGCAAACCCCGCCCUCAAAGGUCACAUCAGACAGACUCAUCUCAGAGCCCGUGCCGCCACAUCUCCAUAUCCUCGCGACACAGAGAGCGUACACUCAUCCUCAAGCGAAGCAGACGAUAUCUCCAUGUACCUCGGCAAUUCUUCUGAUUACCCUCCCAUGUACGGGCAUGGCCAUCCCAUGCCCACCAGUCAUCAAGAUACCAUGCACACCGCAGGAGGCACUUUUGGGAGGAUGUCAAUCAGUCCAGACCACGCUCUCGAAAAAUUGGCUAUGAACGUCCGCACCGCCACUACAACCAGUGCGUCCGACAGGGCAAAGCAGAUUUUCGUGCAGGCUUGGUUGACUGCCAAUUAUGCACCCUACCCCGACGGCAAUGUACCCCGUCAGGGUCUCUAUUUUUCCUAUCGUCGCGUCUGCGACCAGUACGGGAUCCCUCAUAUAAACACUGCUACGCUUGGUAAAGCGAUCAGGCUGUGUUUCCCAAACAUCAAGACACGCCGUCUCGGUGUACGCGGAAAUAGCAAAUAUCACUAUUGCGGCAUUCGACCAGCUACCUCAACAGAAGCGGAGUUCCUUCAGGAUUACAUUCGCAAGUCCAACAACAACGCGGGGCAGUCGUCUAUUAAUGCUGCUCGUGCCGCGCAGGAAUCCACAGAGAAUGCAAACAAGGGUGAGGAGCGGUCAGAUGAAGACGAAGACGAGGAUUCAGAAGGAUCCAGCGCCUCUAAGCGGAACUCUCUCGCUCUCUCCGGAGAUCUCAAAGGCAGCCUUCCGUACGACGAGUUAAGCGACAAAACACCCACCACCGGUAGUCUCCUUUCUCAGGCUCAAGCGUCUGUGAGAAACAACGCCUAUCCUAGUCACGCUUCAAUCCGCCGUCACACAAGCCAACCUGACCCCAGUCUCGCACCGCAACCAACGCUAUCACUAGGCGCAAAUGGUUCAUUUGUACACCCCAAACAAUAUCACUCCGUCCGCCUUAUGCCUCACUUUCCGUCCAUCGAGGAAGCCGUUGGAACCAACUCCGCUUCCCCGCAUAGCAUUGCCGCCAGGGAAGUCUGGAACUGGUUCCAGGAUCAUCUCGACGCAGUCUUAGACUGUGCCCGCGCUUUCCGAUUUGAUCAGUUUGAAAUAAACCUGCGCAAUUUUUGGUCAACUCUGUCUGGCAGCCACCGCGAGAUCGUGCAUGCACCAGCUAUUGCAGGCCUAAUGGCUAAGGCCGACGCGAUAGUCUAUGAUGAAAUUCUGGAGUUCCUCCGCUCACAAAUGCUGUCUCCCAUAUCUUCAACUUCCAUUGCCAGCCUCCGGCAGUUUGCCGGAAAAAUGGAGAAAAUUUUACUUCUUGCUCUUGAAGGCUACGGGAGUACCUUUAUGGAACCAAAAGUAGAGCUGGGGGCGCGCUUUGGACACCUUGUGUUGAGAUUCCUAGACAUUUAUCAGGUGACCCAGGCUCUCAACACAGUCCUUACGAAUCAAAAGCAACUUGCGGAGAUGCGACGUUCCUGGCAAAAGCUGGAUUUCGAGGCUGUUCGGAAUCAGUCAGCAUUAGUGUGCAACUGCCGCCAUGAGGAUCUCGUGCAACUCUUGGAAGUAGAGUUUGUGGCCAUGCUGGAUUCUCUCUCGAAGAGCAACGAGCCCGUCAGAGAAGUGAUGGCAUGGGCUGACAAAUGUACUGAAAGGCUUAUGGAGCAGCGCAUAGGCACGAGCGACGAAAGAGGCGCCUUGAGCUCGCGCAGUAUCCUUAUUCGAUGGGGAUAUGUAACUAGUCAGGUCAUGCGGGACCUUACUAUUAGAAGUGACCCCGCAUUCGGGGCUUUCCAGAUCCUGAAGCUGUUCCUCGACGAUUGGAUAGCGGUUAAUAUUUUGAGGAGUGUCGCGUUGUCCACCACAUCUGUGGCGGCUUCAGUGGAGCCUGUGAUACAACAAUUUUUCUCUCUUUCACCUAUGGCCGGCCAAGAAAGCUUUAGUGGGUUGGAAGCUCGAUCCCAACAGCACGCAAUCCAUCGUGCACCGACUACGUCGAGCAUGCUCGCUGCAUUGCAACAGGACCCAUUCCCCCCUGGCGCGCUGGAUACGUCAGCUCCCGGAUUCGGUUCUGAUGCGUACGGCAGCUUGAACUACAUGGAUGCCUCGGUUCCUCCCGACGACUCAAUAUCUUCUGUUCACCAAGCUGGUCUUUCUUUUUCCGAUUACGCUACAACCAACACGUUUGAUGUUGCGUCCUUCACCCCCCAAGACUUGAGCUUGGCGCCUGGCAAUACCACCGAACCAGAUCGCGAGGCUGAACCGAUUAAAGUGGAGACUGCCUCCUAAAUGUAUAGCCAAUUUCUCACUAAAAACUAUAUACCAAUCGGGUUUUUCGGGCUCUUCGCAGAAGACAUAAUUUCUGCUGGUUAUUACAUAUGUCGAUAUCACUCUCCCCCUGUCAUUUAUUCGUCAGCCAUUGCGCGUAUAUCUGUAUUGACUUGCUU